AUGGCGUUCCUGGAGGAAGUAAAUAUUGUUCACAGAGAUCUUCGUGCUGCCAACGUUCUAGUCGGCAAGGACGAGACCGUUAAGGUGGCUGACUUUAGUCUGACGCAAAUCCUACGCGACACUCCUACAGUUGAUUCGGGU
Messenger RNA from Dibothriocephalus latus, 141 nucleotides. The record is from the annotation of a GenBank genome assembly. Lineage: Eukaryota; Metazoa; Platyhelminthes; Cestoda; Diphyllobothriidea; Diphyllobothriidae.